AUGGGCGCCGGUUCCUCUGCAGCCAAGUACAAAGGUGUAGAGCCUUCAGAGUCCAAUGUGGUCACCGUCAAACCAAGGUCGGUGGACAAAUCACCGGCGAAUUCAGAUGGCGCUGGCAGUCCGGCGUCGUCUCCUCCGUUUGAGGAGCCCAAAUCAACCAGUGAAGCUUCGAAGAGAUUUAUCAGGGAGGUGCCGAAGAUCGAUACCAACCUUACAGAAGAGACGAAACUUGGCACAGGCCAAUGA
This is a messenger RNA of Cladocopium goreaui, 246 nucleotides long. The record is from the annotation of a GenBank genome assembly. Lineage: Eukaryota; Dinophyceae; Suessiales; Symbiodiniaceae.